AUGGGGAAGAAGCGAAAGCACAGCGAAACGGAAGCUCCGGCGCCGGAGAAGAAGAACGAUGCCGCUCCGGAGAGACCCAAAAGAACGCUGUUGGGUUGGAAAGAUCAGGAUGCAGUCUCCGAGAAAUCUGACCCUUCCUCUUCGUCUGUAUUCAGGAACAAAGAGAAGGUUCUCGUCACUUGUUCCAGGCGGAUCAAUUUCAGGUACCGGCAUCUGAUGCUGAACAUGGUCUCUCUGUUGCCUCACUGUAAGAAGGAUAGUAAGGUGGAGGCUAAGAGCAGCAAAGGUGCGACUUUGAAUGAGCUUGUCGAGCUCAAGGGUUGUUCUUCCUGUUUGUUUUUCGAGUGUAGGAAGCACCAAGACCUAUACUUGUGGAUGGUGAAGUCUCCAGAAGGACCGUCUGUGAAGUUCUUGGUUAAUGCAGUGCACACAAUGGAGGAGCUUAAACUCACCGGAAAUCAUCUAAAAGGGUCGCGCCCUCUCUUGACAUUCUCGUCCAAUUUCGAGAAAGACGUGCACUGGAAGCUUUUGAAGGAGAUGCUUAUCCAGAUUUUUGGAACUCCAAAGGAACAGAGAAAAUCCAAACCUUACCAUGACCAUGUGUUUGUUUUCUCCAUUGUUGAUGACCAUAUAUGGUUCCGCAAUUACCAGAUAUCGGUUCCUCAUAACGAAUCAGACAAGAUUGCACGAGGCGGACUGGAUAAGAUGACCCUUGUUGAGGUCGGUCCAAGGUUUUGUCUAAAUCCAAUUAAGAUCUUCGGCGGCAGCUUUGGAGGUCCAACGCUCUACGAGAACCCAUUUUAUGUCUCACCAAACCAGAUCCGAGCAAUGGAGAAGAGAAACAAAGCAGGGAAGUUUGCUAAGAAAGUAAAGGCCAAGACGAGGAGGAAGAUGCAUGAGCUAUCAAACCCAUUGGAGCCUGAUGAGUUUGCAGACAUGUGGAAGGAUUGAAUGAUCCACAUUUUUGUCUUCUGUUCUUUAACUAUAAUCUUUCUUCCCAGCUUCAAAAACACUUGUUAUCAAUCAUUUGCAUUCUUACAAAUUACAGGAUUGCCCAACAGAGUUCAUGUAUUCUCUUGUAUUUCAGGGAAAAAAAGAGAUUUUUUUUAUU
Messenger RNA from Tarenaya hassleriana, 1111 nucleotides. RefSeq names its product ribosome biogenesis protein BRX1. Gene Ontology annotation, molecular function: rRNA binding. Gene Ontology annotation, cellular component: nucleolus. The coding region runs from base 1 to 951 and encodes 316 amino acids. The record is from RefSeq and is a predicted model, not a curated record. The transcript is spliced from 8 exons. Lineage: Eukaryota; Viridiplantae; Streptophyta; Magnoliopsida; Brassicales; Cleomaceae. Gene Ontology annotation, biological process: ribosomal large subunit assembly; rRNA processing.